Molecule: messenger RNA, 1870 nt
Organism: Anguilla rostrata (American eel)
Lineage: Eukaryota; Metazoa; Chordata; Actinopteri; Anguilliformes; Anguillidae
Gene: olfm4.1
Product: olfactomedin 4, tandem duplicate 1
Exons: 5
Coding region: 235-1635 (466 amino acids)
Biological process (GO): signal transduction
Source: RefSeq, a predicted model, not a curated record
AACUCAAUGGCCACAGAUGAAUCCGUCUCAGCCAGUUUGCAGAUCAGUAAAAUAUCAUUGCUGAAGAUAGCUGUUGUUUAAAAGUUGUUGAUUGGGAUUGCACAUGACAGGCUGGCACAUAGAGAGGUGACAAAGACCAUGGGAAGGAGACAGAUGCCUAUGAUUCACAAGAUAAGACAGGGUUUAAAAGGCUGAGCCUGAGGAAAGAGUUAUAUCCAUACAGCCUGAGCCAAGAUGGUUUCUACCCUGCUCUUCUUUGUUCUCCUGGGACUCACCUCAGCCUUGGGGCCUCUAGGUCUCCAGAGCGAGAAGAACGGGACGGUGGAAGAUGUUGAGCAGUGUGCCUGCGAUGCCUUCCUGCCUAACACCACCUUUCCAAUGGGACAACUGGUCGUGGUAGAGGAGUCCACUGUCGAGAUAAGACGCAAGCUCGAGCUGGAGAUAAGCCAGAUUAUAACAUACGAAAGCAAGCUGGCAAUCUAUGUGGAGAAGAUCGUCAACCUGACAGUGCAAAUUGAGCUGAUGGAGAAAGACUCCUACAAUGAGCUGCACAUACAGGAGCUGAAGAUUGAGAUAGCACAGGUGAAGGUUCUUAUCACAGAGCUGCAAGGAUCCAUCCAAGUCUCAGCCUCAUCACUGAAGAUCAUAAGCCAAGAGAUCUCCUCCACGAUUGUCAUCUUAAAUCAGCUCGAAAGCUUUGACACAAACCGCGUACUGGUGACCCGCCGUGAGCACGUCAAACUCCAGCUAAAACUAGAAGAAUGCGAGAGGAGAUACAACGAGAUCUUCAAUCCCAACAUCGGAUCCUGCAAACAUGGAGGUAUCUCCAGAAUCAGCAAACCCAUCAUCAGCCAGCUGAAUGCCCAUUUGAGCACCUCCUACCAAUAUGGGGGCUGGGGGAAGGAUUCUAAGCCACUCCCAGGCCUUGAGUCUAUGUAUUGGUUUUCAGGACAGGCAGACACCAUAAUGACCCACAUUAACCUAUACACUGACUACCAGAGACUAAUCUUAAGAAGUACAUUUAAAUCGCAUGCAUAUGUAAGUCGUCCUGAUAAUGGGUUUCGUGGGUAUGGCAAUAAUUACAUUGUGUAUGGAAACAACUUUUAUUACCAGUGCUAUGGUUCAGCCAGCAUGUGCAGACUGAACCUCACCACCAUGACCUUUGAGUCCAGAGUGCUUCCUCAGGCCAGCCUGCGAUUCUCAUACAGCAGUUCUCCCAAUCAGAACUUUGACUUUGCAGCUGAUGAGAAUGGACUGUGGGUGACAUACAGCACAGAGCAGGCCAAAGGCAUCAUGCUCGUUGCCAAAAUAAAUGUAACCACCUUUGAGGUGGAACAGGUGUGGGAGACCAGUUUGUUCAGACCCUCGGUGGCCAAUGCUUUCAUGGUGUGUGGGGUUCUGCAUGCUACUCGUUCAGUAGACAUUAACACAGAAGAGAUCUUCUACACCUUUGACACCAACACGGGCAAGGAGAGCUUCAUCAGCAUUCCCUUUGAGAAGUUCCAGGAGACAUACCACUACCUGGACUACAACCCCACUGAUCAGAAGCUAUAUAUGUACAACAGUGGCUAUUAUGUGUCCUACCAUGUGUGGUUUAAUCAUACAGCUGUUAAUGCACCACAACUCCUGAUCUGAAAAUCAAUUAUUCAGAUUGGUUGUAAACCUGUAUACCUGUAGAAAGGUUAAAUAUUUUAUCCAGUUUCAUCCAAUGAUGAUCUUCUUUGAAAUUAUACCAGUGAAAUGUCUUAUAAUCUAUCUUCUUCCUAAAUCUCUUGAGCCUGUUUAGACAAGACAGUUUGUGUGCACCAUCAUCAUAAGUACUGUUCUUGUAAUAACUGGCUUUUUCUUGACAAAAAUAAAUUCUUCAGUG